AUGUCCACCUCCACUUUCUUCGUCUGCGGUGCUACCGGCACCCAAGGCGGCGCCGUGAUCAACCACCUUCUCAAAGCUGGCGCCAAAGUCCACGCCAUAGCCCGCAACCUCGAUACUCCAGCGGCCCAAAGCCUCCAAUCCCGCGGGGUACAUCUCACACAAGGCGACUUCACCGACCCCGACACCUUCAAACAAAGCAUGAAGGGCUGCACCGCGCUCUUCCUCAACCUAAUGCCAGACCUACGAGUCCCAAACAGCGAAGUCCACCAGGCCGAGAACAUUCUAUCCGCUGCUAAAGAAGCGGGCAUCAAACAUGUCAUCUACUCCAGCGGGUUCUCCGUCGACGAGCCCCAACGACUAAAGCACUGGGACCCGAACAGUUUCGUGGCGAAGAUUCUCCUUAACAAACAAACGGUCGAGAAUAAAGUGAGAACGGCUGGAUUCGAGUACUGGACUAUCUUACGACCUGGGAACUUCAUGUCAAAUUUCCUGCAGCCCCUUGUCCAAAUGUAUACCGGCUUUGUCGAGACCGGCGUCUGGACUACGGCUCUGCUGCCUGAGACGAAACUCGCCAUGGUGGAUCCCAAUGAUAUCGGAGCCUUUGGAGCAGCGGCACUGCUUGAUCCUGCCAGGUUUCAUGAGAAGGAGAUCGAAAUUGCUUCCGAGCUUAGGCAAGUGGGGGAUAUAACGCAGGCAUUGGCGCGUGUGACCGGGAGAGAUCUUAAAGUGGUAUUUAUGUCGCAGGAAGAGAUUGAAAAUCAAGCUGCGCAGAAUCCGUUCAUAGGGGGCCAGCUGUUGAUGCGCGGUAUGGCGGAUCUCGUAGACUUGGAGGGGGUGAGAGCUUGGAAGUUGCCUUUGGGGACGUUUGAGGAGUUCUUGGAAAGGGAGAAGGAGGCAAUUAAAGCGACUUGCUACAAUGAAGCUGUGAAACUCGCGGAACGACGACGUGUCUUCAACGUCCCCGAAUUGAAGCGCCUUGCUGCCGAGUCGAUUAACCAAGGCGCGAAUGAUGUCGCUCGCUUCGAGAAGCUUGCCGAGGGAGGGUUUAACCGUAUUUUCCUAGUGACAAUGAACGAUGGCUCCCAAGUCAUCGCUCGUAUCCCGUAUCCCAGUACCGAACCGAAGUACUUCGUGGUAGCCAGUGAAGUGGCGACUUUGGAUUACCUUCGUCUACAUGAUAUACCCGUACCCAAAGUUUUUGGCUACUCGGCCACCGCAGAUAACGCAGCAGGCACGGAAUACAUCUUUAUGGAAUAUGUCCGUGGACGAGACUUGGGUGACCUAUGGUUCGACCUGCCCGAAGAUGCCUGUUCCACAAUCAUUAAAAACAUUGUCGAGUUGGAAGCUCGCCUUUUUAGACUACAAUUUCCUGCCAGCGGAAGCCUUUACUAUACGACGGAUCUGCGCUCCAAAACUGAUACACCAUCCGUGCCGGUGGAAGAUUCGCCAAGCAAUGGCCGGUUCAGCAUUGGUCCCGACACUUCGUUGCGAUUGUGGUUCGGGAAAAGACGGGAACUGCAAGUCGAUCGUGGCCCGUAUGAGACUGCUGAAGCGGCUAUGACCGCGGGCGCCAAAAAGGAGCUUGCCUACUUAGCUAGGUUUGGUAAACCACUUCAACCUCUCCAACCUAUGUAUAGAGAGUUGUACAAAUACCAGAAAGUGUCACAUUUGGGUCAAAUGAGGAAUUUAGAAAACUACCUACGGGCUGCGCCUCAUCUUGUCCCUAGAAAUUUUAAAUUCCUCUGUGAGCCUACAAUCAGACACCCCGACUUGCAACCGAAUAAUAUCUUGGUCUCCGACGAUCUGAAGAUCACUGCCUUGAUAGACUGGCAGCAUUGCUCUAUUUUACCUCUGUUCCUGCAAUGUGGUUUCCCAGACAGUAUACAGAAUUACGGAGACGAGGUGUCUGAAUCUCUCGACAUGCCUAAGCUGCCAAACGACUUCGAUAGCCUGGAUGACAGCAACAAGUCCGAACAGCUCGAAAUUCUCCGAAGACGGCAUAUUCAUUACUUCUACGCGUGGUAUUCUGUGAAGUUGAACUCUAUUCAUGGAAUUGCUUUGGACCACGAUCUAAGCAUUCUUAAGCGCAAGAUCUUCGAGCACGCGAGCAAACCAUGGGAGGGGGACAACGUGUCGCUGAAAGCGGACCUCGUUUACUUAGCGCAGAACUGGGGUAAACUGUCGAACCCAUCGUCCGGUACUAAUCCAGGUGUCUGCCCGUUAGAAUAUUCGCCCGACGAGGCAAGCGAAUGUUUGAAUCUUAAUGCCGAGCAGAUCGAAUCGGAUGAAGAGCUACAGAUCUUCAGGAACUAUGUUGGAGUAGGGCCAGAUGGGUGGGUGCCGUCGGACCGAUAUGACGAAUCCAAGCGACGUGAAAUGAAAUUGAAGGAACUUGCGCUCGAGGCAGCUAAGACGGAAGAGGACCGGGCUAGGAUCUCCGAGAAUUGGAUCUUCAAGGAUUACGACGAGGAGAUAUACAGGUAG
This is a messenger RNA of Aspergillus nomiae NRRL 13137, 2484 nucleotides long. RefSeq lists its product as uncharacterized. The transcript is spliced from 3 exons. The record is from RefSeq and is a predicted model, not a curated record. Lineage: Eukaryota; Fungi; Ascomycota; Eurotiomycetes; Eurotiales; Aspergillaceae. Gene Ontology annotation, cellular component: mitochondrion. The coding region runs from base 1 to 2484 and encodes 827 amino acids.